Molecule: messenger RNA, 2361 nt
Organism: Gordionus sp. m RMFG-2023
Lineage: Eukaryota; Metazoa; Nematomorpha; Gordioida; Chordodea; Parachordodidae
Product: corepressor interacting with RBPJ 1-like
Exons: 10
Coding region: 49-2070 (673 amino acids)
Biological process (GO): mRNA splicing, via spliceosome
Cellular component (GO): nucleoplasm; cytoplasm; ASAP complex
Molecular function (GO): RNA binding
Source: RefSeq, a predicted model, not a curated record
UUUCAUAUUUUCACAAAUCGAAUUAUUAAUUGCGAUUCCACCAUUCCCAUGGCAUUAAAUAAAUUGGACUCUAAUAAGAUUGAUUCUAAAAAUAACGAAGAUAAAAAAAGAAUGCAAUUGACUAAGGAUGAUAAAAGUAAAAGAAAACGUGAUUCAUCUCAUUCUUCCACUUCAUCCUCAGGAUCUUCAGGCUCAAGCUCAUCUGGGACAUCUAGUGGCAGUGGCUCAUCUUCAACAUCAAGGAGUACUCCUUCACCACAACAUAAGAGAAAACCUAACACAUCACAACAAGACAGGCGUUUGCCAAGGCAAGAGAAUUCCAAUCGAUUGAAUAAUAUACAUCACAAUGCAAAUGAUAGAAAUUUUUCUGAAAGAAAUAGAGGCCAUGAUAGAGAAGAUGAUACAAGAAGAAGGGAUAGGGAGCUAACACGUAGGUCUGUUGCCCAAGAUGCAAGAAGGAGAGACGAAAUACAUAAAACUGAUACUUAUAGAAGGAGAGAUGAGCCAAGCAAUAGACCUCAAGAAUUUAGAAAAAGAGAAGAUCAUAAAAUUGAACACAAAAAACCAGAGGAUACAAGUAAAGUAGAAGAUUCCAGAAAAAAGGAACCUAUAUCAAAACAAGGAGAAAGCAAAAGGAAAGAUGAUCAGAAAUUUAUGGAGGAAAUAAAUAGAAAAAAACGUUUAGAGUCUGAAAGACUCAAUGAAUCAAAACUUCAGAAUAAAAAGCCAGAUAUUAAAGAAAAUCAGGAUAUUGCUGUCCCUGUUAAAAAGGAAAUAAAUAAAUCAGAUGAUAAAGUAAAUGUUACCACUGCAACUAAAAUGAAAAGACACCACCAUUCUAAAUCAUCAACAAGAACACCCUCACCUAAGCUUAAAGGUUCUACAAACAAUACCACUGUAUCUAGCUCUUCAAAUAUCAAUGAAUCUACUGUUAAGCCAGUUUCUAGAGUGCCUUUCAAGAAACCAGUUGUCUUGCCAUCCAAGAUUCAUGUGGGAAGAUUGACUAGACAUGUAACAAGGGAUCAUCUAAAGGAAAUAUUUGGAACCUAUGGAAGAAUCAAAACCAUUGAUAUGCCCAUGGACAGAAAUCAUUUUGUUUAUUCUAGAGGUUUUGCCUACAUUGAUUAUGAAUCAUCGGAAGAGGCUGCUAAAGCUCAAAAGUUUAUGAACGGAGGACAAAUUGACGGUCAAGAGGUUAUUGUAGCAUUUGUUAUUCCUAUGACCCCCCGCCGAUCAUCUAAAAGAGAAGAAAAAAUGAGAACUGAAAGAGACAAAGAAAAGAAGGAAGAUAUUAAAGAAAGAAAAGAAGAUAUUAAGGAAAAAAAGGAGGAGAAGGAUAUUAAAGAAAAUAAAGAUAAAAAAGAGGUAACAAAAAAGGAUAAGAAUAGCACAGUAAACAAAGAAAAAACCACCACUAAAUCAGAACACCCUAUUGCCGCAAUUAGUAAUCUUAAUUCUCUUAAGGAAUUUGCUGAAAAUAAAACUAAAACAAGGGCCAGUGGGGAUACCACUUCACAUCAUGGCGAAAAUCUUGCUAAGGCCACCAUUAGCAAAGAAUCUGUGGUGACUGUUAAAAAGCAGAUUGAUGAGAGUGGCACAAAGAAAGAAAUGGUGACUAGCAAUCUAGUUAAAAAACCCACUCACCAUUCACUAGCUGUUAGUCAUAGGCACCCUCAUCCACCCUCUUCUCAAACUCAGGAGUUUGAUAAAAAACCACAUCUUACAUCUACCUCGGUCAAAAAGAUUAAGGAUGCUACAAUUGCGUCAAAUAUAAAAAAUGUAAAGGACGAUGCUUCAAAGUCUCGCAAGAUACCCGUAAAUGAUAUAAAUGAAGCCAACAAAAGAAAGAGGGUUGCCUCAAGUUCUUCCAGCUCAGGGUCUUCUGGUUCGAGCUCUGAUACAGAAAAUAGUUCCUCUACUUCUGGAUCAGAUAACACUACUUCAGCCUCAGAUUCAGAAAAGCCAAAUGAUAGAAAGAAGAAACAAACUCUAGUGUCUAAAAAGCUAACGAUUGAUAUUAAUAAAGGCAGGAAAGAUGCUACAGGGGGCGGGAGUGCUGGCAAGAGAUGAAUAGAUGGAGAUAGCAUCUUUUUAUUUUUCGGGGGAUCAAAUAUUUUAAAUUAUUAUUAUAUAUUCAAUUUAACGUGUAGUUUUUCUUUAAUAUAAUUUAAAUUUUCUAAUAAAAUUUCAAGAUAGAACAUUAGAUGCCUUCUUACCUUAUUAAUUGGAAUGGACGAACUUUUUGGAUCUCUAAAGGAUCUAAACAUAUUAUUUAUAAACUUACUAUCUGUUUAUGUAUCGUUAUUUAAAUUGUUGUUUCUGACGUGCAAGAUCUUGGUACUUUUUCAAACAAUUUCUAAA